AUGGACAACGGCACGACGGGGGGCGUCCAGCAGAACAACGGCACGACGGGGGGCGUCCAGCAGAACAACGGCACGACGGGGGGCGUCCAGCAGAACAACGGCACGACGGGGGGCGUCCAGCAGAACAACGGCACGACGGGGGGCGUCCAGCAGAACAACGGCACGACGCGGGGCGUCCAGCAGAACCUGGUUCCCAGAGACACCGGCACGACGGGGGGCGUCCAGCAGAACAACGGCACGACGGGGGGCGUCCAGCAGAACCACGGCACGACGGGGGGCGUCCAGCAGAACAACGGCACGACGGGGGGCGUCCAGCAGAACAACGGCACGACGGGGGGCGUCCAGCAGAACAACGGCACGACGGGGGGCGUCCAGCAGAACAACGGCACGACGGGGGGCGUCCAGCAGAACAACGGCACGACGCGGGGCGUCCAGCAGAACAACGGCACGACGCGGGGCGUCCAGCAGAACCUGGUUCCCAGAGACAACGGCACGACGGGGGGCGUCCAGCAGAACAACGGCACGACGGGGGGCGUCCAGCAGAACAACGGCACGACGGGGGGCGUCCAGCAUGAGCACAAAGUACUCCUGGAUACCCAUAAAGUAGACGACCAGAUGUUGAACGGGACGAUGAGCGACGAGGAAAAGUUGAACGGGACGAUGAGCAACGAGCAGUUGUUGAACGGGACGAUGAGCGACGAGGAAAAUUCAAUGGGACGAGGAAAAUCCAAUAAAAGCUCAGCUGGACUAGAACAGUCUUUUAAAAACUCUCAUACUACAUAG
Gymnodraco acuticeps is the source of this 783-nucleotide messenger RNA. RefSeq names its product hyphally regulated cell wall protein 3-like. NCBI's taxonomy places the organism in Eukaryota, Metazoa, Chordata, Actinopteri, Perciformes, Bathydraconidae. The record is from RefSeq and is a predicted model, not a curated record. The transcript is spliced from 3 exons. The coding region runs from base 1 to 783 and encodes 260 amino acids.